UUGUUAUGUGUACAAGUGGUUGUGUUGUGUGGUACCGUAUGGAUUUCGCUUUUAGAUUUUAACUUUUUUUAGAUUUUAGAAUAUGUUAGUGUCGAUAAUUCGCAGUCAUGAUAAUCAGUGAAUCUCAUAAAAUCCCAAUCAAUUAUCAGUGCCAAUCCAUGUUAUCCCUCGUAGACGCUGUGUCUACCCGUGCUUUACCGUGAUUGUUUUCAUUCAUAAGUAGGGCACAUCUCAAUUUCACUCACACAAUGAAAUCUUCCAUUUAUUCCAUUCCAUCCAUCAAUACUCAUUACUUUGUGUCCGUUUAUCUCCUAGUUUUAUUAAACGCAUGCUUCUGCGCUGAUCUAGUGAUCCAGAUUCCAGGAAACCUCAGUCAAGACAGUGGCUCCUAUCGACUUGACUACUCACCUCCUCAUGGGAAACCUGCCCCGAACACAACAAUCGCCUCUCAUAACAUUGAGGAUGUAAUUCAAUUCUCUCAGUGCCUUCCUGGUACCAAGUAUGAUUUUUGGCUGUAUUACUCAAAUUCCUCUGUUCAUGAUUGGUUGACAUGGACGGCUUCUGUGACAACAGCCCCUGACCCACCAUCAAAUCUCUCUGUAAAUGUCAAAGGUGGAAAAUCGGCGCAAAUUAGUUGGAGCCCACCAGCACUGGGUCACUAUUCUGGGUUCAAAUUAAAGGUGUCGAGUUUAUCGGAAGCCUCUCCAUUAAGAGUCUCUACGCCUCCUAGAACCAUUCCCCUAGGAGAAAAUGCCAGUCCGUACAUGUUGCGAGAGCUAACACCAGGAGGAUCAUACCAAGUCCAGCUUUUCAGUGUUUAUGAUAAUAAGGAAAGUGUCGCAUACAUAUCUCGGAAUUUUACUACAAAGCCAAACACACCUGGUAAAUUUAUUGUCUGGUUCCGAAAUGAGACAACACUCCUUGUAUUAUGGCAACCAUCCUACCCAGCCAAUAUUUACACCCACUACAAAGUGUCAAUACACCCACCGGAUGCCCCAGAAAGUGUCCUUUAUGUCGAAAAGGAGGGAGAACCCCCUGGCCCAGCACAAGCAGCCUUCAAAGGACUCGUCCCUGGACGGGCCUACAACAUAUCUGUCCAAACUGUAAGUGAAGACGAAAUUUCUGCUCCAACCACAGCUCAAUACGGAACUAUACCGUUGCGUCCUGUUUCACUUACUUAUGACAAAGCAUCUGUUACUUCCCAUAGCUUCAAAGUUCAUUGGGAACCACCCAAAGGAUUUAGUGAAUUCGAUAAAUAUCAAGUCUCAGUGAAUGUGCGUCAACAAUCACGUUCAACUACCCCUAUUCUGAAAGGUCGUGAUGAACCAACCGAGUGCGAGUUGAGUGAUGGUCUCGAACCUGGUCGCACUUAUCUUGUUCUCGUCAAAACUUUCUCUGGCAAAGUCGCCAGCUGGCCUGCUGCUGUCAAUGUCACAUUAAAACCUCUACCAGUUUAUAACUUGCAGUCUUCAAUAAAUGAUUCGACUGGUGAUUUGACUAUCUCAUGGACUCCCGAUAACACCAGUUAUCAAGAAGCCUACAAGAUAAGCUAUGCUGAAGCAGAAUCAAUUAAUGGAGAAUAUAACCAAUUUACAACAGAUAAGACUGAAUAUGUGCUUGAAUCUCUGUUGCCUGGACGCAACUUUUCCAUCUCAGUCCAGGCAGUUUCAAAUGGCAUGGAAAGCAAUGAGACAACAAUUUACAUCGUCACUCGUCCCUCCGCUCCUAUUAUUGAAGAUCUGAAACCAAUAGAAUUUGGACUGAACAUCUCAUGGAAGUCUGAUGUCAACUCAAAGCACGAGAAGUUUGAGGUUAUCCAUUUGAGGAAUGGAACGAACCAAAAACCAAUCACCACGAUCACAACAGAACCAAACCUCCUCUUGGACAAUCUCUAUCCUGGCGCUGGCUAUCAAAUAGAAGUUUACGCCAUCAGUCAUGGUCUCAGAAGUGAGCCGCAUGAAUACUUCCAAGCUGUUUAUCCGAGGCCCCCGAAAAAUCUAACCAUUGAAAAAAUAACCAGCAAUAUGGUCAUUGUCAAAUGGAAAGAACCAUCUGAUACAAUUUUCUCUGAAUAUUUAAUCAAGUACCGGACAGAGGAAGAAAAAACUUGGGUACGGUUACCUGGUGUAACAGGCCCUCCGGAAGCAGAGAUAGCUGAAAUGACCCCUGGGGAACGCUAUAUAAUUCAGGUUAACACCGCGAGCUACGGAGUUGAAUCGAUUCAUCCAUUACAAGUUAAUCACACAGUGCGACCUAAUCCAGUAUCGAAUAUUGCUCCUCUCAUCGACUCAACCAAUGUAACUCUAGAGUUUCCUCGACCUGAGGGUCGCAUUGAGUAUUAUGUCAUAACUUGGACUCCUCUUGGGCCAGAAGCAAAAACAGAAACUGUAAGAAGAAAGAACAUGACGGAUUCUGGCCCGGAGGAAGGGAAACAAGUGAUUGUUCAAGCUCUUGUUGAAGAUCUGACGCCUGGUGUCAAGUACGACUUUGACAUCUAUACCGUUUCAUAUGGUCUGGAGAGUGAUGUUACUUCGUUAUCCACCCGAACACUCCCUCUUAUUCUGUCAGAAGUUCUUGUGGUCAACAAUCAGCAAGCAACCAAUUCUGUCACGCUCCGCUACACGCCUACGCCCCAAUCCCAGUCACACUUCGAUCUGUACAGAUUUUCAUUGUCGGAACCAGGCAUUCCGAUCAAAGAGAAAUCCGCCAAUGACACAGAAUGGAAAGUAACAUUCAAUGACCUCAUGCCAGGCCGUCUUUAUAACAUCACUGUCUGGACAGUAGCGGAUGGUGUAGCCAGCCAGCCUCUGCAAAGACAAGACAGAUUAUAUCCUGAACCGAUAACAAGCAUUAAUGCAACUCAAAUCACUGACACUACCGUAACUCUUAAUUGGGACACCCCAACAGGAGAAUUCAAUGCAUUUGAAGUUCAGUAUUUAAAUACUGAGGGACUCCUAAUCCAGAACCUAACUCUGCAUAACUCCAUCACAAUUUCAGACUUAAAACCACAUCGUAACUACACGUUCACAGUCGUUGUUCGCUCUGGCACUGAGUCGUUCAUUCUUCGCCGCUCCCUUCCUGUAUCGGCCAUCUUCCAAACUUUAGAAUCUGUACCUGGAAAAGUUGAGAAAUUCCACCCAACUGACAUUCGACCAAGUGAAAUCAGUUUUGAGUGGGCUUUACCAGACAACGAAGCCAACGGAAUCAUCCGGAAGUUUACCAUAACUUAUGGACUACAAGGAUCAUCUCACACGGAAGCGCGAGAUUUCAAGCCUUGGGAGUUCCGUGGUAUUAUUAAAGGCUUGCAACCUGGUAAAGCUUAUACGUUCAGGAUACAAGCUGAAACAAGAAUAGGCUAUGGACCAGAAGUAGUAUGGUCUGAGAAAAUGCCAAUUUUGCCUCCUCCAAAGCCGAACAGUCAAGUGGUUCCUACAGAAGUGUGUCGCAGCUCCACCACGAUCCAAAUUAGAUUCAGGAAGAACUAUUUCUCGGAACAGAAUGGACAGGUGACUAUGUACACAAUCAUUGUCGCAGAAGAUGACUCUAAAAAUGCCUCUGGUCUAGAGAUGCCUAGUUGGAGGGACGUUCAAGCUUAUAGCGUGUGGCCCCCCUAUCAGGUUAUGGAACCAUAUUAUCCAUUCAAGAACUCAUCUAUUGAAGACUUCACCAUUGGAGAGGAAAUUUGUGAGGGACAAUCAACCGGUUACUGCAAUGGUCCCUUGAAAAGCGGAUCAACAUACAGAGUCAAGAUCAGAGCAUUUACAGCACCGGAGAAAUUCACUGACACUGCAUAUUCUUUCCCUAUUCAGACAGACCAAGAUAAUACCCCAAUUGUAUUGGGGAUCAUUGGUCUAGCAGGGCUCAUAGUCCUCAUUCUUGUGAGCUUGUUACUUCUACGGAGACGCCGUUUUGCAACCAAAAAUACGACUGAUCAUCGUGGACAAGAUUGUGCUUCCCUUGCUGACAGUAUUAUUGAAACCAGUCGGCCGAUUCGCCUAGACCAGUUCGCAGAACACUAUAGAAUCAUGUCUGCUGAUUCUGAUUUCCGUUUCUCUGAGGAAUUUGAGGAGCUAAAACAUGUCGGGCGAGAGCAGUCUUGCAGUGCUGCGGAUCUUUCUUGUAACCGUCCGAAAAAUAGAUUCACAAAUAUUUUACCUUAUGAUCAUUCACGCUUCAAAUUGCAGCCAGUGGAUGAUGAAGAAGGCUCUGACUAUAUUAAUGCCAAUUAUGUCACAGGUCACAACUCUCCGAGAGAGUUUAUUGUAACACAAGGACCUUUGCAUUCUACCCGAGAUGACUUCUGGCGCAUGUGCUGGGAGAGCAAUAGUCGUGCCAUUGUGAUGCUCACAAGGUGCAUUGAGAAAGCGCGAGAGAAGUGCGACCAUUACUGGCCAUAUGACACUUUGCCUGUCUACUAUGGUGACAUCUCUGUUACUAUGCUCAAUGAUACGCAUUAUCCUGACUGGAUCGUCACUGAAUUCAUCAUGUGCCGGGGUGAUCAAAAACGUAUAAUUCGUCACUUCCACUUCACAACGUGGCCUGACUUUGGUGUACCAAGUCCUCCACAGACUUUAAUAAGAUUUGUUCGCGCCUUUAGAGAACGGAUUGGUCCUGACCAAAGACCCAUCGUUGUCCAUUGCAGUGCUGGAGUAGGCAGAUCCGGUACGUUUAUCGCUUUGGAUAGGAUCCUUCAACAAAUAAAUCACAGCGACCAUGUGGAUAUAUUUGGCAUCGUAUGGAACAUGCGCAAAGAGCGCGUCUGGAUGGUUCAAACAGAGCAGCAGUAUAUUUGUAUCCACCAAUGUUUACUGGCUGUGCUAGAGGGCAACGAAAACAAUGGUCCCCUCAGAGAGAUCCAUCAUAACCAAGGCUAUGAAGAUGACGAGGGUAUUGCGGAGUCAGGAAUCUGAAACUGCUAAAACUUCCUGAAGUGGAAGUGAUAAAUUUUAAGUAUCCUUGACUUUUUAGUUGUUCAUUAAAGGCUGUGUUAUCCGACUGGGGAAGCAAUCUAAGUUAAGAUGUGGGAAAAGGAUUCCAGAAGUAUGUGUCAGUUCGUUGUGAAUCAUGGAAUAACUAGAUCGAUUAAUUUGAAACAAUGCAUCCAAAUUGCCCCAAUUUUUUUGUGAAACUCAUGUCAUCAAAUGUUCAUGAUAUUUUAGCAUUUUAUUGUCCUUAAAAUUUGGAGCUGGUUGAGUUUGUUUUCAAAAGAGAUAAGAUCUUUGCACAAGAUGAAGGAAAAUUUUGUAAAUCUUCUUUUGCCUUUAGUAUUCGAAAGGUUUUAAAGCUGACCAGGAAUCUUUUUCCCAUGUCCGUAUUUUUGUCCAUAUUUCUGAUGCUGUAUCAUGAUCAAAAAUAAGUAUUAUGUAAUUGAAGUCAAGUGUGCGUCAAAUAAGUCAGUAGAAACUAACUUGAUUGGACUCCUUCUAGAGGAAGAAGCUUUUCGUUUCAAGAAUCUCGCUCGUUAUUUUAGGUUAUUUCUUCUUAUUUAUUACCCUUGUAUUUUGACAUAAUUAAUGAUCUAUGACUCGAAAUUUUAGGCCCUAAUCUCAUAUCUCUGGACUUUCUGUAAAGCCCUUUUUACCCAAUGCAAUCAACUAUACGCAACCGUAUAGGCAGUUGUUCAACUGACUGCUCAACUGAUCGUUUGACUAUUUGUUUGACCUUUCAAGAAGAGCAGCUUAUUUUUUUCUGAUAAAACUAACAUAUCAUAUCACAUCACGCUCUUAUUCGUCAAGUAACGUUUUGAAUCGUAUCCAGUGAGACAAACAGUCAAAUGGCCUCUCUCAUAAUGUUAAUAGAGCCAAGGCACAAGAUUUGAAAUUUUUAAUUUCCCUUAAGUAUGAGGGUGUCCCGUUUUUGUUCUGAUGGAACUCAUCAUUAGCCCAUGACAAUGCAUCUUCUCUUUUUCACCCUUUUCAAAUGUAUGUAUAAUGAGUGUGUAGAAUUCCCUGUUUUGGAUUUUAUGUAUUAACUGAAUCUUAUUGAUCACCACUAAAAUUCAGAAUGUUGAGUGAGCACUGGAUUGUAAAAGCUGGAAAGAAUAAGGGGUAAUAAUGUACCCUCAAAUUUGCAGUAUAACGGAGACUGUCAAGAAAAAGAUGGUAAUUUUUACCUCUUACCUUAUUUCUCUGAAUGGUUUAAGUAAUUAAUUUCCGCUCCACGAAUAAGAUUUUUGGAAAAUUCCAAUUAUUGAUUAGGAAAACCGGGAACUUAGAGUCAGUUUUAGAAUUAAUGAUAGCAGCUGCCUUUUUUUCAAAUGCAUAUCAGGAAAUAAUUACUCAAAAAAUGUCAUGCAUUUUCAUAAUUAAGGUCUAAAGAAGCCUUGGUAAAUCAACCCUGGUUCUCAAUAAAAUUUGUGGGCAACCUAAAAUCGCAGAAUUAGGUCAAUUAAUAAUCCUUUAAUUGAAUCAUUUUUGUCCGAAAUAUGUUGAAUUUUUACCGAAAGAAUGUUUCUUCUUUAUCAGAAGAAACAUCUUUAUUAAAAUGCCCUGUUCAUUCAAGCAAAAUCCUAAGCAAACCUGUUAACAAUAAGCAUAUCCCACAAGAAUUUCCGUUUCUUCGAAAUGAUCAAGCUGAGCUCAUAUUCUGAAUUGUAGAGGUUAGAUCAUAUUGAUUUAGCCCACUCUGUGGCAACAAAUCAGUCUGUUUAAUGAGGAAAUCUCCCUUAGAGAACUUUGAAGGAGAACAUCAUGACAUUAUACUGGCAGGAAAGAUGUGUUCUUUUAGAAAUCUCUCAAUCAUAUCGCUUAGUCACCUCCAAUUUGUCAAUUUCCUCUGCUUUAAGUGAAAGGCCUUAUAGAAUUGUUUUAUUGGACUUUUCACAAUUUUCCAUCUGUUUAUCAUAUUUCAUCUGGGAACUUUGCCAUCAUUAAUGUUCCAAAUUUUGAGUGAAAAUUUCUGAUUGCCGAAAAUUUUCAGAUGACAUUAUGAACCUAGCCAGAGAUUCAUCUGUUCAUAGAUUACAAUACAGAAAACGAUUUUAAAUCAUAAUAUGUAAAUACCUCUGUAAAAGCAUUUGCACUAAUAGGCAUUAGCGCGUUUAAAAUGAUGAGUUUCCAUUACCUCUCUAUGUAAUAAAACUGAGAGAUUGUUCCUAAUUUUACUCGAUUCUUCUAAAAAAACUGUUUAAUUUUAAAGAUUCUAUUUAUAGAAACACACCGAGACCAUAGCUCAAUCUGGUUUCACCCUUACCAGAAGUAUCGGGAACAUGAAUCAUGUUUCAUUACCAACCAUUGAAUUGUGUGUAUAUAGUUUGAAAUUGUUCUUUGAAACUUUGUUUUUUAUUUUAUAUUAACUUCAAAUGCUUUUGUAGAUGACAUUGUCCAUUUAUUAGAUACUAAGCGUUGUUUUAUAAGACUCAUUUACAGUAUUUUAUGUUUUUUGUAUCGGAAGUUUUGACUGCUCUUUCAAAGAAAGAGCUUGACUCUGUUCAAUUUCGGGGGCAACCAGUAGUCUGAAUACUCGCACUAUAUGUACUUAGAUGCAUUCAGGCGUUUCUCGUGAUCGGAAUGCUGCGAUGCACUGUUUUGAUAUUAGCAAAGCUAAAAGGUAGAAAUGCUAUAAUCCCAUUUUUUUAUUGUGAAUGGUUUAAUAACUUUUGACUGUUAUUAUUUUAAGAUAUCAUGUUUUAGAAGCUCGCAGGCCCAUUGUCUAUCUCAAAAGUUCAUUUCAUUACUUUACAAUUAUCAAUGUCAGUAAAAAUACUAUUUUGACAAAUCAUUGAAUGUAACUAACGAGCAAAUUGAAAUAAACUAGUAAAAAAACUGCAUGUAUGCAGUUAAUUGUUUUAAAAGUAAUUAAUUGUUAACAAAUUCAGGCUGUAUGUAUUUCAGGAGUAGCUGAUUUUCUUUUUAUUUUCUGAAAUUAAAACUUUAAACGAGAGCUUAUUAUUACAAAGAAAGCUUAAGGCAUAUAAUAUUCGUUGAUGGUGAAAUUAGAAAAAUGUACAUCUUGAUCGCAAUGUUUUCAAGUGAGAAUUACCUGCAAGGUAUUUUCAGGAAUUAUUCUUGAAAAGUUAAAGAGACAUCCUUAGGAAUUCAGUGCAACAAUCAUCAUUGAUCUUUCAUCUCUAAAGUUAACUGCGACAAAAAAUCUACACUGACCUAAACCUAGGUACAUGUUUUUCUAGUUCUCACCAUCGAUUUACAGCGCUCUCUGAAUAGAAAAUUGGACGCAUUUCUGUCAAACGGAACUAUGUGCAUUAUGACAUGAGCUCUAAGACCCAUAAGAAUGCAUGCAUAACAGGGCUCACGUUAUAAUGCACAUAGUUCUGUUUGACAGAAAUACGUCCAAUUCAGUCAAAUUGGUUACCAAUUGACUGUUUUUAGAAGAGAAAGUGAGGAAGAGCUUUCUUCCUCCUUAACCUUCCAUUGAUUUCGAGAAGAAAUAAGUAAAACAAUAAUAACUUCUGUCUCUGUAAAUAAAACUACAGUCGAAUGGAUUUUUCGCAGGGGGUUUAUCUAUUACUGUUUUCCAGAGUUGUACUGCUUCAUCCCAGUGUGCUGCCUUACCCUCAAAUGUUUAGGAGCUACCUUAGCGGGAAAGCUCAAUUUUUCGGAGUCAAAUCAAGUUUUUGCAUAGGCUAUGCUGUUUUGCUGAAAGUUUUUGUCUCAUUCUCAAAUCUUCUCUUUCUUGGGCUGCUUUCUUGCGUCCAUGCGGUGAACAGUGCAUGAAGAGGACUAACGCUGCUUUGCGCUUGCGAGUUGGAAAAAAUCUACUGGGUGCGUCAAUUUUCCAGGCACCUCGAUGACCCAGCUUUCCCAAUUUUUAGGUGCCAAGCCCGAUUUUUAGACUUAUGGAAGGCAGAACACUGUCUCAUCCCGUUACCUGUAACCCAGGAGACUGAAUGCCUAAAUAUUUUUGAAAACCUUAUGUGGAGUAUGAAGAAAAAGUGCCGAAAUUUUUAGAAAUAUUCAUCUCCUGGCUCUCAAAGUGAAGUAGACAAUUCAGACACAUAGUAAUAGCUUGUUUUUUAUUUUUUUUUUAGAAAAUUAAUUUUUGUUGUAUUUACCCAUUAAUGUAAGUGUCACCUUUGAGCAAAAGCCUCCAUUAUCUAGACUUAUAAAUGACAAAUUUGGAUGGAGUUUAGAUCUGAUUCUCAGCUGUUAAUAAUUUUAUCUAUGCAUGAGUGGUUUUACUCCUUAAAAUCAUGUGAUUUUUGUUAUUUGUAAAUGUGAAAUUUUAUUUAUUUUUCUUUCCAUUUUGUAGAAAGACUCAUUAAUCGUUUGAAUGCUUUGGAAAUAUUCCUACGUAAAUUAAUGUAAUCAAUUAUAGAACAAAAUAUAAGUGAACUGGAACAAACUUUGGACUGUAGGUACUCAUUUUUCAUUGACAUUGUCUGAGUUAACAAAAAGCGGCAUUCCCUAUAGCCUCAAAGUAAUUUUUUGGCGAUUGUAGUCAGUCAAAGUAAAUUUUUGCAUAUAUUUUCAAGAUUUACCCUCUGCCUUUUAGAUUGUUUUCGUCCUAUUGAUCCAUUUCAUGUGUAAUCUCAAGGUGCUUCUGUGUUUACAUAGCUACAUCAGAAAGGAGGCUAAAAUUCAAUCUUAAAAUUAUUCACAGAAAGAAAUUGCUAGAUCUGAGUCCCUUUAUCUGAAUGAAUGUCCAUACAUUUUUGCUAUGUCAGUAUUAUUUAAUUUGAGGAAUAUUAUUACUCAUUGUCCCCAAAAAUGCCGAAAAAUUCAAGGAAGAGGGUUCUGGAGGGAUUUUGCAAUGUAUUUUAAGUUUUGUAAAAAGUCAGUAUUAAUUAAAAAUUCAAGGAAGAGGAUUCUAGAGGGAUUUUGCAAUGUAUUUUAAGUUUUUUAAGAGGUCAGUAUUAAAUUUCUUAAUUGUUAAGAGAUCUGAUUUUUAUAUUUUUGUUUCUCAAGUGGAUGUCCAGUUUAAAUUUUUAUAUCAGUUCUUUUUAAUUUUUUAAACCUAAUCAUUGUUUUAAAAUGAAGUUUGAAGAUCUGUAAUUCCUUUGUCUAACAUAUUAAUGUAUGAACUUUGGUUCCCAUUUGAAGGGCUCCAUUUAUGGAAAGAAUUGUAUGCAGAAAAUAAUUUCCCAUGCGAAAUCCAUCUUGUCGUCAGAAUGAAAAAUUAUCAUCCAUUGCAUCCAUUGAUGUACAUUAUCUGUAGUUUUUAGUCUAAAUGACUUCAUAUUAAUUUUCAAGUAUGUACUUGGAAAGUUUUCUAUCAUCCUCCUGUAUCCUUUUACUCAUUUUCCUUCCUUAAUAAUAUUUCCAUUAGUUUUUGACACAUAUAUUCUGCAAAAAAAAUCUAUCAAAGUUUAUCAAACUGCGACAUAGUAAACCCUCAGUAGGGCCCUUCGAUUAUUGGCACACUGACUUUGGGAUUUUAAUUUUUUACCCUUUGGACAAUUAUCUACCUCCUGUGGGAUCAAUUAACCUAAUAAAAUACCAAAUUAGUCAUAAAUCCAAACUAAUUUGAUGUGCACUACAAGAGUGGAGAAAUAAAUCGCUGAAAAUGAAUAUGGUUCAAAUCACACACUAAGAACCAUAGAGAGUAUGAAAGAGCUGUCAAUGCAACAGAUUCUAACGUACCGUAUCAAACUGUUUUAAGCAUUUUUUUCAAACUUGGAAGGAAUGGCGAGAGUGGUAGUCAAUUUUUGGAUGCUGCUGCACAAAAUACACUAAAACUUAACUUUUUCCAGCUGAAUGGAUUCACCUACAAGGGUAGGUUUAAAAAUCAGUGUAUAGUCUACUAUAUUGUCCCUGAAGUACCUGUUUUUUUAACCACCCUUUGUAGAUAGGUCUAUUUUGUGCAACAAUGUGUAAUUAUUCUUUCACAUCUGACACCGCUAUUUUUUUUUCGUGUGAAAUGAUCGUUAUGAAAGCAAUACAUUUCAGCAGAAAUUUGAUUUCUCCCAAAAAUGCUAGGUUUGUUACAAAGAAAGCGGCAGUUAUCUUAGGAUCUAGUGUUUCAUAAUGAAUGUAUGUGUGAUCAUUCUCUCGCUCACAUUGAAAACUUUUGACCUUUUUUUUUGCAGAACUUUGUUAUUGUUUAUCGUAAGAGCUUAAAUAGAACGUAGUCUUCGUAUUUGUGAUUUUUGUAUGUGAUUUUCUCGUCUUCCGCAAUUGAAUACUUGUCCAAGAUUAUGCAUUUGAAACAUGCAUUUACUAUGUGCCUUUUAGUUAUAAGUAUGGGAUAAGUAUUUUGUAUUAUUUUCCCCUCCCUUUUUCCUCUCAACCUUGUAAAUGAGAUUAGUAUUAUUAUUGCUAGCUAUGUAAAUAUAUCUUACUGCUGACCUGAAAUGGUGAAGUUAUAGAUUGACUUCAAAAUCAGAUCAGAAAGACUGGACACGUAUUGUUGUUUUUACAUUUAGAAUCUCAUUGUCAUACAGUGAACUGUCACUCUUCUGGAUCCAUAAUUCUCAGAGUUUUUUAAUGGAAACAUUCAUUCUCAGUCUUUAUCGAAUUCAUCUACAUUAAAAUAUAUCUUUUUUACGAAAGUCAUUUACAAAGUUAGUUUUAUUGGAGUCUCAUUGUUAUUAAUAACAAAGUUGUUCCAAGUAAAACAGAUACUUGUAAUUUGUUAAACUAGUAGUGCCUUUAUUUUAGUUUACGAUGAUCCACCAUUUGGCAAAAUGUCUACCAUUCAAUGCAGAAAAAUCAAGUGUUUUCAAAGUAUAAAAUUUAGCAUGAUUUUUCUUUAGUGAUCUGUUUUUCUCUGAACAAAUGAAGUGAAACAAAAAAUUUUGUUACACUGCAAUCAAGAUAUUAUCAAAGUAUUAAAUGUAAAUUUUUGUUGGAAGUGGGUUCAUCCAAUUUGUUUACACAUUGAAUUUGUAACUUCUUUACAUUAAACAUUUCUUUAUAAUGAUUUCAUAUCAACGUAAUAUAGUUCUGUUUUGUUUUCUAACAACACUAUCAAAAGUACAUAAUGCAGAGUGUCCUGCUUGUAAUCUGUAAAAAAAGCAAGGGUCAUACUUCCUACAGAAACAUUCCCUAGAAAAUAUGUAUGAGUUGCAUGCGAAUAAAAAAUUAGAAUUUCGAUUUGCAAACAUCUGAGCCUCUCUUUUGAUCAAUAUUAAAGGGAUCCAAUUUUUCAAAGGCUUUAGCUCAGUAAUCACCUCUUUGACAUUCAAUAAAACGGAUUUUUGUGAUAAAGUACUUGGAGCCUCUAAUGAAUUUUGUAAUUUUGAAGAGCACGAAUUUGAAGAGUGAAAAAAAUACUUUAUAAGUGAGCAUCCAUGGGAAAAGAGAUAGUCCAUGUAGGCAACAUUUUCAGUUCGGCAAUUGCUGUCAAGUCAGGCCGUAAAAUCAGAUUUUGAGUUUUCAACAAAAAACUCUAAUACGUCUUACAGACCUUAUUGUGAGCAGUUAAAUCAGUUUAAAUAUCUGAACUAAGCAUGAAAUGACAUUAAAAUUCUACAGUUCUGUGCCCUGAGUGUGGCAGAUUAGAAUUUCAUGCAACAUUGUCUUGAAACAACAUGUUUUCGCACUGUAAAUUGCAGACCACCAUGAAUCCGCUUUGGUUCGACAUUUUUGGGGGUUUUGUUGGUGGUGGUGGGGGGCUCAAAGUGUUUGUAGCACACUUUUUUGUGCUUUGGUAUGAAUACCUCAAUUCUGAGUUUUUUUGGACCUAGGUCUCUUUUUCAAGUAUGGUCACAUAGGUACCUCCAUCCACUAGUUCAUAAUGCUUUUAUCACUUACAGUUGAUAUCGAUACAAUAGAGUUCUCAUUAAAGUUAUGGAGAAAAUUUCGAAAUUCAAGAAAUGAGUUCUCGUCUCAAAGCUCUUAAAUUCGAAAAAAAAAAUAAAAAAUUCAAGGAUUUCGAGAAAAACUCAAUCAAAAUUUUAGAUCUUGGAAAAAACUGUUAAAGUUCAAAAGUUUCAAAAGAACCAUUGCUGUAUCAAAUGAUCGGGAUAUUUACGUAGGUGUUCUGGUGUUUAUGAGUCAGACCUCGAUAUUUCCCCCGAUAAGGUCUAUAUAUUGUCAGAACAACUUUGCAGUGGCUGUGGUAAAUGGUUAAUUUGCUUCAUAUUUUAAUACUCUUUUUUAAAAGAAACAAUGUUUUCAAACCUUUUUCCGCUGUGAUCGUUUUUAAUGGAUUUUCUUGGAGGAAUGAAACCCUGCUUUCUGCUCAGUUUGCCUUUUACAUUUAUGAUCAAAUGUGCUCUUAAAGUUUUUAGACUGAUAAAAGAGACAAAACCAUCAUGGUACUUUUAUACUUUCCAAUUUUCGAGUUUUUCCUUGCGUUAUCUCAAAGAAAGUACACUUGUGUUCGGUUACUAUAUUCAGGACUCUUUCUUCGCUGGUGACAAUUUUUUAUUGUUAUCUGGCAAGUUCUUUUACAUCCAAGUUAUGUUGAAUUUCAAAUUUUUAUUCCUCUGAUCAAAUGUCGUGCUCAACAGGCACUACUUUUCCAUUUGUCCAAAAAAAUAUAUUGUUGUGGUUUUUAGGAAUCCUUUUAAUAUCUCUACCUGAAAAGGUAUAUCCCACUUUUUUUUGACUGAGCAUCACUGAAUUAAACACAUGUAUCUGUGAAAGGAGUAUUGAAAAGUAUGUACGUAGUGAAUAUGUAAGUAGAAUGACUGUACAUUGUUCUUUUAACCCCUUUUCUUACGUAGACAGAUUCAUUCCACUUGGUGAUGUUCAACUGUUGAUCAAACCUAAUAUGUCGUCAAACUCAUGAUGUAUUCAUGUUUCUGAAAAAAUAAUUUAAGUGUCAAAAAGUGUUUAAAGUGUAUUUAUAUAUAUUUUUUUUUCAUGGACAUAAUUUUGUGACAAAUUAAUCUAUCAUUAAAUACACAAACUACCAUCCUUAUGGAA
Molecule: messenger RNA, 13769 nt
Organism: Bemisia tabaci
Lineage: Eukaryota; Metazoa; Arthropoda; Insecta; Hemiptera; Aleyrodidae
Gene: Ptp10D
Product: Protein tyrosine phosphatase 10D
Biological process (GO): protein dephosphorylation
Molecular function (GO): protein binding; protein tyrosine phosphatase activity
Source: RefSeq, a predicted model, not a curated record